Molecule: messenger RNA, 555 nt
Organism: Rhizopus microsporus ATCC 52813
Lineage: Eukaryota; Fungi; Mucoromycota; Mucoromycetes; Mucorales; Rhizopodaceae
Product: DUF953-domain-containing protein
Exons: 2
Coding region: 20-394 (124 amino acids)
Cellular component (GO): cytosol
Molecular function (GO): protein-disulfide reductase [NAD(P)H] activity
Source: RefSeq, a predicted model, not a curated record
CAAAGCAAAAAAAUAAAAAAUGAAGGGUGUUCGCGUUUCUCUUGAAAACUUUGACGAAAAAUUAAAUGAAUCAGUUGCCACCGGUAAUCCUGUGUUUGUUCUCUUCUUUGGUACAGAAGUCCCCGAGACUUCUGAAUCUUGGUGUCCUGAUUGUGUGAUUGCCGAUCCUCUUAUUAGAAAGGCCAUUAGUCCUAUUGAAAAUGCCAUUUUAUUAGAAGCUCCCGUGGGUGCACGUAACGAAUGGAAAGGAAAUACAACACAUCCUUAUCGUGUGCGUUUUGGACUUAGUGCUAUUCCUACUUUAUUCAAAUGGACAAAGGAGGGCCCUGGUGCUAGAUUAGUAGAAGAAGACUGUGCAGACAUUGAAAAGCUUAAUGAAUUUGUCAGAAACUAAAUGUAAAAUAAAUCCUCUCUUUAUUAUAUACUGAAACCAGAAAUUGUCAACAAUUACACUUUGUGAUCUGUGAUCUUAUUGCUUCCAGCUUGACAGCAUAUAAUAAUGCAUAAAAUGAUCCUCAUCUUUUUGAGAGAUAUAAGAUAAAAAGAGUCAAGAUC